AUGAAAAAAAUUGAUUUGUUCAAAGUUAGGAGUAUGUGGGGUAAUCCCUGUUUUGAUUUUGCGUGUAGUUGUGCUCGGGGUCUCUCAGGGGGUAUUCUCUCUGUGUGGGACCCUAAUGUGUUUGUGAAAAGCAAUGUUCACUGUACGGAUAAUGUGGUUAUAGUUGGAGGAUUUUGGGUCCAUUUUAGUUUUCCUUGUUACAUGGUUAAUAUUUAUGCUCCUCAAGGAGUCCGAGAGAAAUUUGAUGUGUGGCGAUAUCUUUCGGAUUUUAAAAGGAGGAAUGGGGGGAAUCAUGUGUUUUUUGGAGACUUUAAUGUUGUUAGGGAGGUGACUGAAAGAACGGAUGUGCCUAUGAUUGGGAAGCGGUUCACUAGAAUCGAUGCUAUUGGCUCCAAGUUAAGUAAGUUGGAUAGGUUUUUGGUGGAUGAAGUUUUUUAUGGUAGAUUUGACCACCUUCAAGUGUCGGUUCUUGAUAGAAGAUGGUCUGAUCACUACCCUAUUUUCUUGCAUGUAUCUUUAGUGGAUUAUGGUCCUUCAUUGUUUAAAUUCUUCAAUUCUUGGUUAGAGCUUGAUGGGUUUAACGAUAUGGAGGAAUCUAGAGCUUCUAGUAAUCGUAUGGUAUCUAGAUUGGUUGAUAUUGAUAAUAUCUUUGAUGAUGGUGGUUCGUGUGAUGAUUUGGCUCAAGAGAGAAGGGCUAUUCUCGGUGAUUCGACUUCCUUGGAAAAGUCUCGGUCUCUUGAUUCAGGCCAAAAAGCUCGAUUUAAAUGGGCUAUCGAGGGGGACGAGAACUCAGCUUUUUUUCAUGCCAUGUUGAACCAACGAAGACGUUAG
Lactuca sativa (garden lettuce) is the source of this 831-nucleotide messenger RNA. RefSeq lists its product as uncharacterized. The record is from RefSeq and is a predicted model, not a curated record. NCBI's taxonomy places the organism in Eukaryota, Viridiplantae, Streptophyta, Magnoliopsida, Asterales, Asteraceae.